Messenger RNA from Ochlerotatus camptorhynchus, 1470 nucleotides. RefSeq names its product F-box synaptic protein (gene Fsn). Gene Ontology annotation, biological process: proteasome-mediated ubiquitin-dependent protein catabolic process; synapse assembly involved in innervation. The record is from RefSeq and is a predicted model, not a curated record. Gene Ontology annotation, molecular function: protein binding. The transcript is spliced from 4 exons. Lineage: Eukaryota; Metazoa; Arthropoda; Insecta; Diptera; Culicidae. Gene Ontology annotation, cellular component: SCF ubiquitin ligase complex; synapse. The coding region runs from base 145 to 921 and encodes 258 amino acids.
UAGGACAUCGCUGCAAAUGUUUAGCUGAAAAUUUACCUUCGUUUUUAGUGCUUGAAAGUGGUGAGAAAUAGCUGCCAGAACCGGGAAAUUCCUGCUCCUCGACCACUAGGAGUCGAACCACAGCAGCCGCCCGAGCAGCAACCGAUGGAUGACGACCUCGCUGAGUACGCUCCGGACAUUCCGGACAAUGUUCUGGAGCUGAUUUUCUCCUACCUAAAGCUGCAGGAUUUGCGGAACAGCUCGCUGGUAUGCAAGAGCUGGAAUCGCUUCCUAAACGAUGAGAAUAAUGAGGUUUGGAGGGCACAGUGCAUGCAGAAACUAUCGCCGGACGCUUUUAAAACGGAUCUGCUCUCGGUAGUGCCGACAUACAAAGCCAAGUUGAGAGCCUUCUUUCACGCCUGGAAUCCGUACGACUGUAGUCGGCAUGUGUACAUCAAACCGAAUGGAUUUACUCUCCAUAGGAAUCCAGUGGCACAGAGUACGGAUGGUUCCCGCGGGAAGAUUGGAUUCCAACAUGGGAGACAUGCAUGGGAAGUAAGGUGGGAAGGGCCCCUGGGGACGGUUGCUGUUGUAGGGAUUGCCACGAAGGAUGCAGCAAUACAGUGUCAUGGUUAUUAUGCUUUACUAGGGGCCGACGAUCAAAGCUGGGGCUGGAACUUGGUAGAUAAUUUACUGCUUCACAAUGGCGAUGCCCACGGGAUCUAUCCACUGCUCAACAACGCGCCCAAGUACAAGGUUGGUGAAAGGAUCCGGGUUAUUCUAGACUGCGACGAUAAUACGCUUUCUUUUGAGAAGAACUACGAAUUUCUAGGAGUGGCUUUUACUGAUUUACCAGACAAAGUAUUCUACCCGACGGUGGCAGCAGUAUAUGGAAACACGGAAAUAUCGAUGGUUUACCUCGGCCCUCCGUUGGACGGGUAGGGAGCAGGUCGAAUUAUAAACCUACGCAAAACUAGUGACUGAAAUCAUCACGAAAGCCAGGAGCGAUCGAAACACCCAAAAGUCCGCGUCCAAUUUUCUAGGAUUUAGCAAAUGAUACUCUUACAAGCCAGUAAGCACACUACACACUCAUAAACACACACAACCACACAUACACGGCGCCUGUUUAAUCUAGUCCAGCAGAAUGGUGUUUCGACUAAUUCAACCGAUUACUACUAAUCGGUAAGUGUGGAAAUGUCAGAGCAAAAGUCAGUAACCAGAAACCAAGUCAGAAACAAUCUCUCUUUUACCUACGAUGAAGAUUAUCAUAGUUUUUCUUUUUGAUAUAUAAAAUGACGAUGAAAGCGACAGGAGAUUACUUAGUGUGUGGGAGGGAAGAGAUUUUGUAUAGCCAUUUUAAGGACGAUGCUUUGUUAGUUGCCAUUUACGAGUACAAGCACCGAUCAUUCCAUUCUAUGUGUCUAGUUCGGCAUUUUUAUUUGUUAAGUUAGUAUACUCAUGGUUUCAAUAGUCGAUAGGAUGAUAGAUAUU